UAGCAUCCUUGGUUACUGUUGCUAGGGCAGUGGGUCUCAGCAGGUGUGAGUAGGAAGUUUUGGGGAGGCUUUAGUCGAAAAGGUCAAGGGGUGAGUGUGGAGUCUCCGCUGGUGAUGGUGAAGCAGACGAUCCAGAUUUUCGCUAGGGUGAAGCCCUCGAUGCGGAAGCAGCAGCAAGGGAUUUAUUCUAUAGAUGAAGAUGAAAAAUUAACACAUAGCUUGGAAAUUCUCUUACCCCGAGAUCUGGCAGAUGGAUUUGUGAACAAUAAGAGAGAAAGCUACAAGUUUAAAUUUCAAAGGAUAUUUGACCAAGAUGCAAAGCAAGAGAUCAUUUUCGAAAUCAUUGCCAAGCCAGUCGCUGAGAGUGUCUUGGCAGGUUACAAUGGUACCAUCUUCGCAUAUGGGCAGACAGGCAGUGGCAAGACAUUCACCAUCACAGGUGGGGCUGAACGCUACAGCGACAGAGGCAUCAUCCCCAGGACUCUGUCAUACAUUUUUGAGCAGUUGCAUAAGGAUAGCAGCAAGAUCUACACAACACACAUUUCUUACUUGGAAAUCUACAAUGAAUGUGGCUAUGACCUGUUGGAUCCAAGACAUGAAGCCUCCAAACUGGAAGAUCUGCCGAAGGUGACGAUAUUGGAGGACCCUGAGCAGAACAUUCACCUGAAAAACCUGUCUCUUCAUCAGGCAACAACUGAGGAGGAAGCUUUGAACUUGCUCUUCUUGGGGGACACCAACAGGAUGAUUGCAGAGACUCCUAUGAACCAAGCUUCAACCCGCUCACACUGUAUUUUCACUGUUCACUUGACCAACAAGGAGCCGGGAUCUGCCACCGUCCGGCAUGCUAAGCUCCACUUGGUUGAUCUGGCAGGGUCGGAGCGUGUUGCGAAGACUGGCGUCGGGGGCCUGCUUCUGACAGAGGCCAAGUAUAUCAACUUGUCACUACACUACCUGGAGCAGGUCAUCAUUGCGCUUUCGGAAAAGCACCGCACACACAUCCCUUACAGGAACUCCAUGAUGACCAGCGUGCUCAGAGACAGUCUGGGAGGAAACUGCAUGACCACUAUGAUCGCCACCCUCUCUUUAGAGAAGAGGAACAUUGAUGAGUCCAUUUCUACCUGCAGAUUUGCUCAGCGAGUGGCCCUCAUCAAAAACGAAGCUGUCCUCAAUGAAGAAAUUGACCCCAGACUGAUGAUUAUCCGCUUGCAAAAGGAGAUUACAGACCUGAAGACGGAGCUGGCCAUGGCCACCGGGGAGUGGAGGACAGAGGAGCUCACGGAAGCAGAGCUCUACCAGCUGGAAAAACUAAUAGCAUCCUUCUUGGAAGACCAAGAUCCAGAGAGUAGACUGGAAGUUGGCGCCGAUAUGCGUAAAAUCCAUCACUGUUUCCAUCAUUUUAAGAAGCUGUUGAGUGACAAGAACACCAUGAAGGGUGGCGUCUCCUCUGAAACCACACACCAAGAGUACCACGACCCCUUGGAAGAUGAAGGACACGCAAAGCUCCGAGACCUCCUCAGGCAGAGGGAUAAUGAAAUUAGUAUCCUUUCUGCAGGGGUGGGGAAUGUGGGAGGCUCUCACCGGCCUGGCCUGGAAGGGGGUGGCAUGUACAUUUCCCAGUCCUGGCCCCAUGGCAAUCCCACAAUUCCUCAGUGUCCCUGCGGGCCCCAGCCUCCUUCACACUGA
Molecule: messenger RNA, 1683 nt
Organism: Phodopus roborovskii (desert hamster)
Lineage: Eukaryota; Metazoa; Chordata; Mammalia; Rodentia; Cricetidae
Product: kinesin-like protein KIF6
Exons: 12
Coding region: 115-1683 (522 amino acids)
Biological process (GO): microtubule-based movement
Molecular function (GO): ATP binding; microtubule binding; microtubule motor activity
Source: RefSeq, a predicted model, not a curated record